Messenger RNA from Ceutorhynchus assimilis (cabbage seed weevil), 3864 nucleotides. NCBI's taxonomy places the organism in Eukaryota, Metazoa, Arthropoda, Insecta, Coleoptera, Curculionidae. The record is from the annotation of a GenBank genome assembly.
GAACAACCUGGUGGAACAAGUCAGAAAAGAUAGAACUGACAGAAGUCAGUCGAUUGUCACUGUCAGAAUUCAGCUGACUGGAAAAGUUUGCCAAAAAAAGUUUAUUUAUUAUUAAAUUUUGUAUUAUUUUUUCUCCAUAUCCAAAACUGACUGUUGUCUUGAGGAAAACCCCUUUUGUUACACUAAUUAAUAUUGAAAACUGUUGCAAAAAUGAUUAGCUAUCUAAUGCUAAAAUAAAUAAAUUAAUAAGUAAAGUUUGGUGCCUGCGUGAUUGUUUGAAAACCAUGUACUGACAAGUCAACACUCGAAAAAUGACUGACAUAAAAGUAACUUUUAUACUUCCAAACGAUAUUCAAGAUGAAUCCGAAGCCUCCGAUGUUAUGAAACGAGCCUACAAAUCAUGUAAAGAAUUAGUCCCAGACACAAUUUGGGACAAAGAAAGCAACUUGAUCAAUCGCGACUUAUCAAAAAAAGACUACUUGAUAUUUGAAGAAUUGGAAGGCAAAGAUUUCAGCAUCUACUCUGAAAGCCAAUGCGCAAUAAUCGGCCCAUUAGCCCUAAAUGUUUGCUUAGAUCAAAUCAUAUCGAUUCCGAACUUUCCGUGGCCAAUUUUAACUGUUUCUAUGAUCGAGUGCGAAGUUACUUGCACCCAAAUGCUAAAAAGUCGUAAAGAAAUCAUAAAAAAUAAAGUGCAACUCAUGGGAGGACUUUAUUGUGGAGAUUUAAGAGAUUCUACGACACAUUUAAUAUGUGACAGUACUAAUUCGGAAAAAUACGCAUUGGCAGCUGAAAAAGGGGUUCUAUUGAUGCUACCAAGUUGGAUUGACUACAUGUUUGAAAACACUAACAUCAGUUGCCAUGAUAUUGAUGAUACAAUUUUGGAUAAAUAUAAAUGUCCAGCUUUCAAUAAUUUGACAAUAUGUGCUACAGGCUUGUCUAGUUCCAAAGAAAGAGCACAGCUAAUGGAAAUAAUAAAGGAUAAUGGAGGAAAUUUAACAGGCACUUUAGUCAUAUCUAAAACUGAUGUUUUGGUUUGUUAUGGAACAGCGAGCACUUGCAGUGAAAAAUAUAAAGCGGCACGUCGUUCUCAGCGGAUUUCGUGCGUCACUCCGGACUGGAUCCACGAUAGUGUCGAAAAAGGCUAUGCCUUACGACGGGACCUCGAAAAGUACCGUGUCAAAGCGGCCACAUCGACCCCUACAAGAGACGGAGAAAUAAUCGAUCCCAAUUUUUCAACCAUAAGCGCAGUGGGACAAUCGAUCUGUCACAAAACACAUAUCGACGAGACAAUCACCAGUAGAAGACAAAGCUACAAGCGAAAAGCUGACGAUCUAGUAGAAAAAAUCGACAUAAAAAAAGUGAAAAGUGCCCAGCACUUUUUGGACGGUUGCUCGGUUUUUAUUGCUGGUUUUAGUCCGAAUUGUCACGAAAAACUUAAUAAAAUCAUAAAUUUAAGCGGGGCAACUCGUUACGAUGAGUUUUCAGAUAGAGUCAGUCACGUCAUUGUCGGAGACCCAAUUUGCUCUGAAGUAAUUAAAAUACGAGAAAAUUGCGAUCAAUGUUAUUUGGUAUCUGUUCAAUGGCUGCUGGAUUCAGUCGAGCAACAAAAACCAGCCGAAGAGAGCAAAUAUUUUAUAUCCAAUAGUGAUGAAACUGGUAAAAUUUUAAGCGAAAAAGUCAUAAACAUCCUUAAAGAAAACAAAACAAUAACAAAUGAAUCAGUUGCAGUUGAUAAUGAUGACGUAUUAACGCAAAAAUAUUUAAGAAUGGCAGUUAGAGAUGAUGAGGCACAAAUGACUGAUAAUAAUCAAAUGGAAGAUUUUCAAAUAAAAACAAGAAUUUUUCAAAAUAAAGCGCAAAUCAGUAAUCAGUCUUUAACAUUUGUACCGCCAAAUACUUCUACUCAAAUAUCUGAAGUCAGCACAGAUAUGUCUGAAACUAAUGAAGAAUUAAAUAUUUUUGAAAAUUUGAAGUUUCGUUUAGAAGGAUUUAGUGAGGAAAUUAUUAAGGAAAAUAGAAGUCUUAUUGCAUCUGCUGGUGGAACUGUUGUUGAUUGUUUUUUUAAAGGAAUCUGUAAUUAUGCAAUAGUUCCAGUUAUUUAUAAUCCAAAGGAACUACUUCCAGCCUUAGAAAUAGUAAACAAUUUAUGGCUGAAUGAAAAUCUUGAAACCCAAGCUUUAAUCAGUGACAUAAAAUAUUAUCACAGGCACAUCAAUUUAUCUUCAACAGAUGUUUUAAAUGAUUGCGUAGUUACAAUAAGCGGUUAUACAAAUUUCGAAAGAGAAUUCUUACAAACAAUCAUUAUAGGCCUCGGAGGCAUAUAUCAAGAACAAUUUUCCAAAAAAACCAACACAGCUAAAAAUGUCUUGGGGUCUACUCACUUAAUAAGCCCUGAAGCUAGUGGGAAAAAAUACGAAGCAGCUUUAAGGUGGAAUUUGCCUGUAACAACCAAUGAUUGGUUGUUGGCUUGUGCCAAAACUGGCAAACGACUACCACUAGAAAACUAUCUAAUCGGAGAAAGUAAAACUUCCAAUAACGAAACAUUGAAUACCACUACUGCACAAAAAACUGUAACUCCAGAAAAAGUCGAUGCUCCUAAAACUCCAAAAAACUUGACACAAGAAAAUUUCAGUCAAGUAACUCCGAUAAAUAAAAUUCUAGAAGACGCAGUGAACAGUAAGCUUUUGCCGACGCCCGCGAGACCAAAGCAAUAUUAUCCGUGGGAUCCGAAAACUCCCGAAACUCCUCUGGGAGCUUUCAUCAGGCCGAAUCCUUCGCCCGGAUUGAGGAAAGAGUUGCAAAAGUAUGUGAAUUCGUUUCCGGAUUUUGUGCCGCCCAAAAGACGACUCAGUACGCCGAUGUCGGAACUUAAGAGACGACUUUGGGAUAAAGCCGCAGGCAGAGGCGAAUAUAGUCAAACUUCUCAACCCGCUACAGAAACUACAGUCCAAAAUCAAUCAGAAUCAUUGUCCGAAAGUAACACCAAAACAGCGGAAAAUGUGGAAAACAUAGAAGUGCAUCAAAAAUUAGAAAAACUACAACAAAUGCUCAGAGGCAGCGUCGAUAACACGCCCAGAAGAACAACAUAUAGCAACACCGAAUCAUCAUCUGAAGUUCCAACCGAAAUUCCAUCACAACCUUACACAGUCAGUUGGGAUUACGAAGAAGCAAACAUCAAAGAUCCAAAAAAGAAAAUAUUUUUACUAUCAGCUAUUGAAGAUCGUGAAAGAGUGACUAAUCUUAUAGAAUCUUUAGGGGGGCAAGUUAUAAAUUCUAACCAAUAUGUCCCAACUGCGACACAUUUAAUAAGCCCCAGACCUGCAAAAAAUGAGAAAACCCUUUCUUGCAUGGCUGCCGGCAAGUGGAUCUUGCACGUGUCUUACCUAGAAAAAUCGGCAGAGGCCGGCCAUUUUUUGAACGAAGAAGCAUUCGAAUUUGGAAAUCCCAAAGCCAAGAAGAAUACUUUUUACGAAAAAAAAGACGCUUGUAUUUCUAAUUGGCGAAAAGAUAUAGGGCUCAGGGGCUAUGGUGCUUUUCACGACAUGCGAGCGAUUAUAAUUGCUGAAAAAAAAGACUUGAUUUCGAAUGUUAUUCAAGCAGGCGGAGGAGUUGUAGUGAAUGUUGAAGCUCCGUUUAAUGAUCCUGUACAUGCGACUCAUUGUCUUUUGGAAAUUAAAUCGAUCAAAGACUUAUCGGUGUUUAUACCGUUAGCUAAACAAGGGGUGAAAUGUGUCAACACGAUUUAUGUCCACGACUUCUUGUGGAAGUUGAAUCAGAAUGAUUUCGAUUCUGUUAUUCCCUAUUUUUCCAAAUAUUAUAAUGUUUUGUGAUUAGUUUGAGAAAUAGAAAUUUUGUAUUAUUGUU